Messenger RNA from Octopus sinensis (East Asian common octopus), 2190 nucleotides. RefSeq lists its product as uncharacterized. The transcript has 2 exons. The coding region runs from base 127 to 813 and encodes 228 amino acids. Gene Ontology annotation, cellular component: Golgi apparatus. Gene Ontology annotation, biological process: protein O-linked glycosylation via mannose. The record is from RefSeq and is a predicted model, not a curated record. Lineage: Eukaryota; Metazoa; Mollusca; Cephalopoda; Octopoda; Octopodidae.
UUAACGACUACAGAAGCUUUUUUCUCUUUCAGUUUUUUUUUUCUUUUAACGGGUGGCUUGUUUGUUAUAAGAAGACAUCCUUUAGUAGAAAGGAUUAUUAUUUUGGGUCGACGUGAAAAAGAGAAAAUGCGUAACGCGCUCAAAAAUGUUGAGACUGCGUUUGUUUGUCUUUUAAUCAUCUCCAUUUGUAUUUAUGCGUAUCGAUGCAGGACGGUCAUUAUAUCGCAGCGGCCUUUCUCUGCUUGCUUUAACAGUUCGAUAGAUUUGGAUGCCAUGCGCUAUAUGAUUCAUAGUUUCGAUAAAGUCAUGAACGAAUAUAAUAUAAUGCAUUGGAUUGAAGGUGGAACUUUGCUCGGUGCUCUCAGAUAUGGCGAUAUAAUACCGUGGGAUCACGAUGGGGAUUUUGGUUACUUGCUAGCAGAUAGAGCCAAAGUCGUAAAAGUUGUUGUUCCAGUUUUAAAAAACAAAUACAAUAUUUCGGUUGAUCCUUUAAAGCCAACGGAAAUGAAAUACAAAGGAUUAAUUGUCGAUCUUUAUAUAUAUAAAGCCCGCGUUACAGACCCUGGCAUGUUGACUCGUGCCGUACCUACUCAACCGGAAGUUCUUGAAAAGUAUUUCGAUAUUGCAAAAAGCCUAAUUCUGCCAACUACAAGGUGUAUGUUUGCUGGUCGUUUGGUUAACUGUCCUUCUCAGUCUGAGGAAGUAUUGCGUUGGCGCUUCCGAUAUACGUAUAAUAUGACGUUUCCCUAUAAACUGAAGUGUUGGUUACCUUGGAAUUACGUACGUGUUCAUCAGAUAAAAGUAAAAACCUAAUAUUUCGUGUGUUUUGAGGGUAUUGUCAAGUGGGGUGAAAGCAACCGAGACCGUUGGGUAGGGAGGAAUAAAUGUUAUAAUAUUUAGUUUCGUUUAUCCUGCUAUAUAAGCUCAUCUUCGUUUUUCACAAGUAAGUAUUGUAAACAAGCAAUUCCCUUAAUUAUAUCCCCGACACCUUAUACGUUUUUGUUCUUAGUCUGUAACUCAUCAAAUAUUAAAACUAUUUCAAAAGUGAUGGCAAGAAUUUCUCGAUGAAUUAGUGUUCUUUGAUUAAUAUUUAGACAGAAAUAAUACAGUGAGCUGGCAAAAUGGUUAGCACGUCGGAAAAAUGCUUGGCGGCAAUUCGACCGUCUUUACGUUGUGUUCGAAUUUUACCAAUGUCGACUUUGCCUUUGACCCUCUCGGGGGCGAUAAAAUAAGUACCAGUUUGAACUCUAGGGUCAAAAUAAUCAACUUACCUUACCCUCAACAUUGCUGGCCUUGUACUAACAUUUGAAACUAAUAUUUAGACUGAAAUUCUAUAUUAUUUACCAGGACUAAAUUUUAUUUUAUUAAAAGCUGUAGCUGAAAUCGGACAUUAUUUAUCCUACAAAAACAUUCUCAAAUUAAAAUUAGAAAUUCAAAUUAUGCAAAUGACUUUAGCGAGAUGAACCUGUCCAAGUUUCAACAUAGAUGAGAUCAGAGGAUUUGUUAAGCAGAUCGAGUAAAUUAAAUAGAAACCCUUGUAGGAGUUAAUUGGGUUUUCGAAGUUUAAGACUGCGGAGUUUUAAGAGAGUAAAUGAGAUUGUAUAACAAGAUAUGCAGGCUUUUUUGAAGUGCAUUCGACACGUUCAAACUAGAAUUAAAACCGGGGUGGAGUGAUCUUAUUACUUUCUACCUGUUAAUCAACGAUGUUGCUCACCGCUUAACAUGAUAACACAGUUUAGCAGGCAAUAGGAAACCAAUAUCAUUUUAUGGUAUGAAUUCUCGGAAUUUAUAUGGUGACUUGUGACAGUUCCAAAACAGAAAUGGUAUUAAGUAGAUUGGUUUAAUCGUGGAAUCGGAAUAUCGAGAAUUUAUUAUCGCAAUGCUUUUUAGAAACAUUUUUUGCAACAAGAUCAAUAUUUGCAAUGAAGGAAGAGCUUCGAUCGUUUAACUUGAUCAUAAUAAAUUAGAAUUGCUACAGUUUUGCGGAUCCACUGAAAUUUGAACUUAUGACUCGCAAAUUAUACGUUAAAACUAUCAUAAGUCUCUUAGUUGAAAGCCUUACUUUUUUGCACCAGUUCACGUGUUCUCUCAUCGAUUCUGAUUUUGGAUUAAUAUACACUAGAAAUGUGUUUGUACUCCCAAGUAACUUCCAAUGAACAUAUCCCAUUAUUUCUCAAUGAUAUAUUUAUA